This is a messenger RNA of Aspergillus ibericus CBS 121593, 942 nucleotides long. RefSeq names its product alpha/beta hydrolase. The transcript is spliced from 2 exons. The record is from RefSeq and is a predicted model, not a curated record. Bases 1 to 942 code for a protein of 313 amino acids. Lineage: Eukaryota; Fungi; Ascomycota; Eurotiomycetes; Eurotiales; Aspergillaceae. Gene Ontology annotation, molecular function: hydrolase activity.
AUGGCGACAUCACGCUGGUGGCUUUACAUUCAGGCCAUUUUCUGGCGCUUCCUAAUGCGCAUUGGCAUGUUCAUUCACGAUAUCACCCCCCCACGACCUCCGCGCCCGUCCUUUGUCCGAUCCAUCCCUGCCGACUCCGGUCAAAUCCGCCUAUACUUCUACACGCCACCCGACUAUACCACCAGUCGCAAAGAGGGUCGUCGCCUGCCUGUGGUGGUCAAUUUCCAUGGCGGAGGCUUCACCCUGGGCUGUCCGACGGACGACAGUCGCUGGUCGCGGUGUGUGCUCGGGGAGGUCGGCGCCGUGGUGGUCAGCGUCGGGUACCGUCGCGCCCCGGAACACCCGUUUCCCGCCGCCGUCGACGAUGGUGUCCGAGCGCUACAGUAUCUGGCUGCUCACGCCGUCGAUCUGGGUCUAGACGUCUCCCGCAUUUCACUCUCGGGCUUUUCCGCCGGCGGCAACCUCGCCAUCACCCAGCUCGUGGCAGCCGCCUCGACCAGCGAGCUCAACAUCGUCGCCAUCUUCUGCUGGUACCCUAUCCUCGACUUCGAGGAGUCGCGCGACCACCGCCGCGCCAUGAGUCUCAUGCCCAAUAAGACCCUUCCCGCCUUCUUCACCAACCUCUUCGACGAAUCCUAUCUGCCCAACCGCGAGGAGCGCGUCUCACCCUAUGCGUCGCCCGUACACGCCACGGACGAGGUCCUCGCCGAAGCCCUCCCGCACGAUAUCUUCUUCUAUAUCUGCGAAUGGGACAUGCUCCUCAAGGAGGGUCAGGUCUUUGUGCGUCGGCUGCAGAACAUCAAUAAACACGUGCGGGCCAUGAUGAUCGAGAAGGUGCCCCAUGCGUGGGAUAAAUCGCCCAAUCCGUUCCGGGACCAGGACCGGGUCGAUAUUCUAUACCGCGAUGCCUGUGCCGACAUGAAGCACAUCUUCGAUGCGUAG